AUGGGUCACCUUCAAGUCACAAAAAAACCAUUCUUUUUCACUCUUGCAUUAAUAAUACUUAUUCCAAUUACCACAAAACUCUUGAUUUCACCCUCUCUCUCAAAUUCAAUUGCUUGUGUCUCACUCAUCAUCUUAUUAUACAUAUACUUAACUAGUUUCAAUUCAAACAAACACAAACAAAAUUCUUCACCUCUUCCUCCAAGUCCUCUUUCAUUUCCUAUAUUUGGAAAUUGGCUCCAAGUUGGCAAUGAUCUCAAUCAUCGUAUUCUUGCAACCAUGUCACAAACUUAUGGACCACUUUUCCUCCUCAAACUUGGUUCCAAAAACUUGGUCGUUGUCUCCGACCCCAAACUCGCCACCGAUGUCCUUCAUUCACAAGGCGUAGCAUUCGGGUCUCGCCCUCGUAACGUUGUCUUCGAUAUCUUCACCGGUAAUGGACAAGACAUGGUUUUCACCAUCUACGGUGAUCAUUGGCGAAAAAUGCGAAGAAUUAUGACAUUACCAUUUUUCACUAACAAGGUUGUUCAUAAUUAUAGUAACAUGUGGGAACAAGAGAUGGAUUUGGUAGUGCAAGAUCUUAAGGCUAAUGAUAUUGUUAGAAGUGAAGGGAUAGUUAUUAGAAAACGUCUUCAAUUGAUGUUGUAUAAUAUCAUGUAUAGAAUGAUGUUUGAUGCAAAAUUUGAGUCUCAAGAUGAUCCUUUGUUCAUUCAAGCUACAAGAUUUAAUUCUGAAAGAAGCCGUUUGGCACAAAGUUUUGAAUAUAAUUAUGGAGAUUUUAUACCUUUGCUUAGGCCUUUUUUGAGAGGCUACCUCAACAAGUGCAAAGACUUGCAAACUAGGAGGCUUGCAUUUUUCAACAACUACUUCAUUGAGAAGAGGAGAAAAAUAAUGGCAGCCAAUGGGAAGAAGCAUGAGAUAAACUGUGCAAUUGAUCACAUAAUAGAUGCUGAAUUAAAGGGUGAAAUAAGUGAAGAAAAUGUAAUGUACAUAGUAGAAAACAUUAAUGUUGCAGCAAUAGAGACAACACUAUGGUCCAUGGAAUGGGCAAUAGCAGAAUUAGUGAAUAAUCCAAAAGUCCAAACAAAAAUUCGUGAUGAAAUAUCAAAAGUGCUUAAAGGAGAAUCAGUGACAGAGUCAAACUUAAACCAACUACCAUAUUUAGAAGCAACAAUAAAAGAAACAUUAAGAUUGCACACACCAAUUCCACUAUUAGUACCCCACAUGAACCUUGAAGAAGCUAAACUAGGAGGUUACAAAAUUCCAAGAGAGUCAAAGGUAGUUGUUAAUGCUUGGUGGCUUGCAAAUAAUCCAGUGUGGUGGGAAAAUCCAGAGGAGUUUAGGCCAGAGAGGUUUUUGGAAGAGGAAAAUGGAAUUGAUGCUGUUGUUGCUGGAGGGAAAGUUGAUUUUAGAUUUGUGCCAUUUGGUGUUGGAAGAAGGAGUUGUCCUGGUAUUAUACUAGCAUUGCCAAUAUUGGGUUUGGUUGUUGCAAAGUUGGUGUCCAAUUUUGAGAUGAAUGCUCCUAAUGGGACAAACAUUGAUGUUACUGAAAAAGGUGGACAAUUUAGUUUGCAUAUUGCAAAUCACUCCACUGUUUUGUUCCAUCCAAUUCAUUAAGAGAUGUUUCAUCUCCCAAUAUUUUCUACAAGUAUUUGUUUUUGUAUUUCCAUUUUUCAAUCAAGUUGUUAUCAUUACUCAUUGGUAUAAGACAAUUAAAUAAUGUAUACUAUUAAAUAAUUUCAUAUUUUAGUUUUUGGUAAAAAA
Cicer arietinum (chickpea) is the source of this 1761-nucleotide messenger RNA. Its product is annotated as cytochrome P450 CYP73A100-like. Lineage: Eukaryota; Viridiplantae; Streptophyta; Magnoliopsida; Fabales; Fabaceae. Gene Ontology annotation, molecular function: oxidoreductase activity, acting on paired donors, with incorporation or reduction of molecular oxygen; heme binding; monooxygenase activity. The record is from RefSeq and is a predicted model, not a curated record.